Messenger RNA from Danaus plexippus (monarch butterfly), 2331 nucleotides. It is a transcript of the gene serpin-33, whose product is annotated as serine protease inhibitor 3/4-like. Bases 71 to 1261 code for a protein of 396 amino acids. Gene Ontology annotation, molecular function: serine-type endopeptidase inhibitor activity. The transcript has 9 exons. The record is from RefSeq and is a predicted model, not a curated record. NCBI's taxonomy places the organism in Eukaryota, Metazoa, Arthropoda, Insecta, Lepidoptera, Nymphalidae.
CAAUGUAAUUAUGACUGUCGUAAAAAAAUUAUCGUAUACAUCGAUUUAGUAAACAUAUUCAAACUUGAAAAUGUUGUUAAUAGCAAAUUUGGUGUUAAUCUUCAUUUUCAAUACAUUUCAUACAGCAAAAUCCAGCAAAUUAGCAAACAGCUUAGCAAUGGAACUGCUUCUCAAUACUAAGAUAAAUACAGUUGUCUCGCCACUCUUGGUUCGUUUUCCACUAUGCAAGUUGACCUCAGAAGCUGAAGGUACUACAAAAAGUGAUUUACUCUCAAUAUUAGGAAUAAAAUCUAAAGAGGUUCAAAACUGCUACACCGAAAUAAAAGACGUGUUAGAGGGAAUGUCACAUAUGGAUUUCUUGAGCUUAAACAAAAUCAUAGUGAAUUAUACUGACGACGUGAAACUCCAAUUCAUAUCGAACGGCGCCAACUACGGAAUCAAAGUUGAUAAAAUCGGCUUUAACUAUCCAAGUUCUGCAAUAUCCUUUAUAAACAGAUGGGUUGAUAAAGCCACUUUAAAAAGAGUAACAGAUGUUUUGGAGCCGAAUGAUAUCAACAACAAGUCAUCCAUGCUGAUAAUAAACGCGGCUUAUUUGAAGGUAACCUGGGAGAUCCCAUUCGAUAUAACAUUGACAAAGAAUGCAAAGUUCUAUCAAAUCGAUGGGAAGGUGUCCACUGUAUCAAUGAUGACUAAAAUGGAUACCUGUUUGUACUUCCAAGACGAAAAUAUGAAUAUUCAGUUUGUAACCAUGAAAUUGGCCAGUUUUGGCAUAACAAUGUCGAUCGCAUUACCUGAAACACGAAAAGGUCUUUCUGAACUCCUGCACAAAUUAUUACAAGAGCCAAACUAUUUUGAUCAAAUACAAAAUAAUAUGAAGUUUGAAACUAUUAAAAUAAAUUUGCCGAGGUUUAAAAUAAAGAACUGUUUCGAAUUGGAUAAAUACCUAAAAAAGAUAGGCGCAAGUCAACUUUUUAAUGAAACAUACUCGGGCCUGGAUAGAAUAUUGAAGAAAAACAGCACAUCCAAAAAUAUACAUCUUAGUAAAGUGAAACAAAAAAUCUUUAUUGAUAUUGAUGAAAUGGGGAUAUUCAGGAAACUCCCUGGAGAGAUGUACGAUGAAACGCAUGGACUAGCUUUUGGGUCUACCGAAGUUGUUGGAGAUCAUCCUUUUUACUUCACCGUCAAUUUACAAACUAGUCCUUUGGAAAAUGCUCGCAGAUAUCAUUUAUUUCAAGGAGUUUAUUAUGGACCUGAAAAUUAAAAAGAAAACAAAGCUAGACUCCCUUUUGCAAAUCUUUUAAUUCUUUAAUUUAAACUAUUAAACUAAUCAAGUGAAUUUCAAUGACAGUAUUUUAUAUUGAAUAAUACAUUAUAAAAUGUUACUUAAAAAUGGCACAAAGCACAAUGACAGCUAACUAGCGGUCACGUGCCGGUCACGUGCAGCUCAUAGAUAUGUAAUAGUAAAUAAUAGAGCCAAUCUCAACGGUGGAAUGAAUUUGCCGACUUUCAAUCAAUUGCCAGACAUUAUUUGAAUGAAAUGAAAAGGUAUUGAAAAUCGUAAUGGGCAUGCAAAUGAAGUUACACAUUUAUGUCUGAAUGAUUUUUUUUUUGUCUGUUUUACAUUAAUAUAAAGCCGAAUAAGACUGAUGGUAUUGAUAAGCUUCAUUAAUUACCGUUAAAACUGCAGCUACAUUGAUGUUACUCGCUUUGAUUUAAUUAAUUCAUUUACUCAUGUUGUAUAGCUAUCAUUUAAAUAAAAAACACUGUUGUCUUUCUGCAUGUCUACAUUAUAUUCAAGAAAAGCUAUAAACCUACUUUUUAUAUUUGUCUUAAAUAUUUUAAAAGUAUUUAUAAUAAUCUGAGUUCAUAGUAAAACUUAUUGCAAGUGUGGACGCAGCCAACAACUAGCUCAUAACAAAAUCUAUCACAAAAAAUAUUACCAAUACUUUGGUCAGAUUGGAGCCAACUAAUUGGGUCCCUAGAGAUUUACCUGUCAGAUGACAGACCACAACAAUCCUUGUUUUGUGAGAUGAGUCUACGCUAAAAUACUGAAAUAAUAAAAAUAAAAAAGUUUUUCUCGUUCACGUUAUAUAUCAUUUAUCGUUAAUUAUGUUAGUAAUAAUAUUCCUAGUUCCCAAACAAUCAGGCCUCUGGAGGGUGUUUACUUAUCCAACAUAAUGUUAAAAAAGUUGUUUAUUAUCACCAAAAGUCUAUAAAUAUUUUUAAAAAAUAUAGAUUUUUUUCCAUUACUAAAAUUAUAAGUUAACGGUUAAAUUAAAAAGAAUUUGGGAACCGAAACUGGAAAUCUUUUUAAGUUUCGUUGACAUAGAA